UCAGUCCAAUGGUGGGUGGGGCAUUUUGCAGACAGAGGUUCUUAGAACCAUUUAAAUGGAGCAUCCAGUCUGGGGGAAAAAAGCCAAAAUCCUGUGAAAUUCAUGGUGUUCUAGACACACAAAAUAAGCACUGCCUUACUCACACAACAAACUAAUCCCGUGUUUAUAUUCCCCAUGCCACAACAGUCUCUUUCUGAAUAGUUAAUAUCCCCCUCUGUUUAUCUUGAAUAAUGUUCUUAGUAUCUUGAAUAACUGGAACAUCAUUUUUAUACAUUUUUUUAAAAUGUAAUUUGCAUAAGUGUAUGCAUGAUUGUAUAAUAAGAUGUCAUUUUAGAUGCAUUGGGAAUAACCUUGAAAUUGCAAUUCAUGUGGUGAUAAUAUCUCACAAGUUUUCAGACCCAAUACUUGAACCUUUUAAGAGGGAGUAAACACUUUCUGAAAUAACGUUUUUUUCCAAGAUCUUCAAGAAAGAGAAAACACGAUUAAUGGAGUUGGGAAAUGGCACCAGAGUAAAAGAAUUUAUAUUUCUGGGACUGACUCAAUCCCAGGACCUAAGCUUGGUCUUGUUUCUUUUUUUAUGUCUUGUGUACAUGACGACUCUGCUGGGAAACCUCCUCAUCCUGAUCACUGUGACCUGUGAGUCUCACCUUCACACUCCCAUGUACUUCCUGCUCCGCAAUCUAGCCAUCCUUGACAUCUGCUUCUCCUCCGUAACUGCUCCUAAAGUCUUGCUGGACCUUCUGUCAAAGAAAAAGACCAUAUCCUAUACAAGCUGCAUGACACAGAUAUUUCUCUUCCACCUCCUUGGUGGGGCAGACAUUUUUUCUCUCUCUGUAAUGGCGUUUGACCGCUACAUGGCCAUCUCCAAGCCCCUGCACUAUGUGACCAUCAUGGAUAGGGGACGAUGCACUGCCCUCAUCACGGCCUCCUGGGUGGGGGGCUUUGUCCACUCCAUUGUGCAGAUCUCCCUGCUGCUGCCCCUCCCUUUCUGUGGACCCAGUGUUCUUGACACUUUCUACUGCGAUGUCCCCCAGGUCCUCAAACUCGCCUGCACUGACACUUUUGCUCUUGAGCUCCUGAUGAUUUCAAACAAUGGCCUUGUCACUACCCUGUGGUUUAUAUUCCUGCUUGUGUCCUACACAGUCAUCCUAAUGAUGCUGAGGUCUCAGGCAGGAGAGGCCAGGAGGAAAGCCAUCUCCACCUGCACCUCCCACAUCACUGUGGUGACCCUACAUUUCGUGCCCUGCAUCUAUGUCUACGCCCGGCCCUUCACUGCCCUCCCCACAGAUAAGGCCAUCUCUGUCACCUUCACUGUCAUCUCCCCUCUGCUGAACCCUUUGAUCUACACUCUGAGGAACCAGGAAAUGAAGUCAGCCAUGAGAAGACUGAAGAGAAAGCUCGUGCCUUCUGAAAGGGAAUAGAAAACAAAUCCAGCUCUUCAUCACCAAAGACGCCUUAUAUCAUUUUUCCCAUGAAUUCACAUUUAUGUUCUCAGAUAUACUGUCAACAAACCAACUAUACUGACUAUGAACAAUUUGUUUUCCUAUUUAAGUUAGUAAAUAACUGAUAAUCCAGGCUUCUGUGCAGCAUGAAGUAACUAGUGUUACAGAAGUGAACUGACUGAUAUUUUUCCAAAGACCAAGUAACUUUAUGUCAAUCAAGACAGCUAUAUGGCAGGCAGAUAAGAGAUUAAUUCCAACGCUUUUCUCAGACUAUAAGGAGACAAAAGCCUAGAGUGACAAAGUGAUGUGUUCAAGGUCUCAUAUUAAUUACAGAGACAUCUUCAGAUACCCAAACCCAUUGUCUUUCUACUACAUUAAUGUAAUUUAUUACAUGGUUGGACCUACUAUACCAAACUAUAAUCCUGUUCCAGAAGGAUCUUACGAUCAAUGCCUCUGGUGUACAUAUAUGUGGCUAUGUAUGGCCUAUCACAUAUUGAGAAAUUUGCCUCUGCUGAGUAAAGUGGGCUCAUGAGCUACUGAGAACUUCAUAGGUAUGUAAUGGUUAUCCUCCUGGAUUCCUAUCAAGAUUGAUGAAGCUUGGGAAGAUUUCUCAUUAUGGCCUAAAGGCGUGUAUCUUAAGGCAGAACUAGACAUGCCAGACAUUCUCAUUAUGAGUUUGAAUAAAAGCAGAAUGCUCUAGGCCGGGUGCUGUGGCUCACACUUGUAAUCUCAGCACUUUGGAAGGCUGAGGCGGUGGAUUACCUGAGGUGGGGAGCUCAAAACCAGCCUGACCGACAUGGAGAAACCCUGCCUCUACUAAAAAUACAAAAUUAGCCAAGCAUGGUGGCGCGUGCCUGUAAUCCAAGCUACUUGGGAGGCUGAGGCAGGAGAAUCACUUGAACCUGGGGGUUGAAGGUUGUGGUGAGCUGAGAUCGCUCCACUGCACUCCAGCCUGGACAACAAGAGCAAAACUCUGAGUAAAAAAAAAAAAAAAAGGCAGAACUUCGGGAACCAGACACAUGAAGCAAUCUAUCUCUACCAUCAAAGGACUGGUUUUCCAGUUACAGCCUUACAAGGGUCAGUUUUGGCUUGGACUCGCCAUUGAGAAUUCACAUUUCUUUUCACUGGAAAGAGAGAGAAUGGGGGAGUUAAAGAAGAAAAAACUCUACCUGGUCUAUUUUUUCAAAUUUCCAGGAUUUGCGAAGAGGCAGUAUAGACUAGUAUUAUUAUCUGGGAAAGCAGUAAAGUAUGGUGGAUUAAAGCUCUAACUUCUGAGUCAUGCAGACCCAGGUACAAAUCCUAUCUCUGCCAUCCACCAGCUGUGUGAUCUCGAGCAAGUUACUUCACCUCUCUCUCCAAAGGUCAUCAUUCACCUACAUAAAGAUUCUUGUUAUAAUAUUCAUCUCAUGAAGUUGUUGUAAAUGACAAAAUGAGGUGCUUUACAUGAAAUAUAUAACACCUGACAGAGAAUAAAUGUUCAAUGAAAAAUAAACGUCAUUAUUAAUAUCACCUUUA
This is a messenger RNA of Callithrix jacchus (white-tufted-ear marmoset), 2957 nucleotides long. Its product is annotated as olfactory receptor 4D11. Gene Ontology annotation, cellular component: membrane. The record is from RefSeq and is a predicted model, not a curated record. Gene Ontology annotation, molecular function: olfactory receptor activity; G protein-coupled receptor activity. Gene Ontology annotation, biological process: G protein-coupled receptor signaling pathway. Lineage: Eukaryota; Metazoa; Chordata; Mammalia; Primates; Cebidae.